Molecule: messenger RNA, 1236 nt
Organism: Colletotrichum truncatum
Lineage: Eukaryota; Fungi; Ascomycota; Sordariomycetes; Glomerellales; Glomerellaceae
Product: CFEM domain-containing protein
Source: RefSeq, a predicted model, not a curated record
AUGGACCUUCCCCUCUCCGAAUUGACGGCAGCCCUCCCUGGUUGCGCUACAUCCUGCCCGUCGCAGGCGGUGAAUUUCGCUACAUGUGCGAUGACCAACCUGACUUCGGGAUGCCUGUGCAAGGAUAGCAGCUACAUCGAAACAUACCGAUUAUGUGUGCGGGCUUCGUGCGAUAUGGCGCAUGUUUUUAUGGCAAAGAAUGCUACUUGGAUUUGGUGUGACUAUCACUACCAGAACGAAACGGGCUCCAUGUUCGAAAGAGUUGCCCUGGUUAUUAUAACUGCAUUCUUCUUCUUCCUCAGGCAGUUAUCGAAACUACUUAAGCUGACUGUUUGGGGUGCCGAUGAUUUCACGCUCAUACUCGGAUACUUCUGCUCGCUGGCAUUUGCCGUAUCUCGAUUUUAUGGAUACGAGUUGGGAAUUGGAAGAGACAUCUGGUCAUUAUCCCACAACGAGGUCAACAGAUUCAUGCAAGUGUUCUUUGCCUUCGAAAUACUCUACGACGUAGGCGUCGGUGCUCUAAAAGCGUCUAUUCUGUUCUUCUACAUCCGCAUCUUCAGUUUCGUCAAGUCCAACUUUUCAACAACCUUAUGGUGUACUCAAGCAUUCAAUCUUCUCAACUGCAUUGCAUUCAUCAUAGCAAACCUGAACCAAUGCAAACCUUUUUGGUACUCCUGGGAGGGAUGGGAUGGCAGACACGCUGGGACUUGCGUCAAUGUCCCUGCCAUGCUGAUAUCACACGCAGCCAUUAACAUCGCUAUUAACACAUGGAUGGUACUAUUACCAGUAACUCAAGUGUUAUGGUUGCAGUUGAAAAAAAGACAGAAGCUGGAAAUCAUGUCUAUGUUCGGACUUGGAAUUUUUAUCACGAUAGUCAGCUGUAUCCGCUUGAAAGUUCUAGUGAAGUUCCGCAACUUUUCAGAUCCUACAUAUGAUGCGUUCUAUUUACAUAUGUGGUCCUAUAUUGAGCUGUCGGUCGCAGUUAUCGUUGCCUGCCUACCAUCAACUCGUCAACUAUGGCGCCAUUUGGUACCAAGGCUUAAAAGAGAAGCCACUCAAGUGUCUGCGGCACGGACUUCUCAGCUUGUAGAUCCAAUCAAGAGUUCAAGGGACAAGUCGGAUUUCAGCAGGGACCAGUCAAGUCCUACAAGCGCUGACGGAUUCUUGUCUACGCCAUCAAUGCGUCCCAAGAGUACAGGUUCUCAGUCGGAAUCGAAGCAAACAGAUGCUUCUUGA